GGUCCACCAUCAGCUUUGCUGCCAUUCGGUUACUCAUCCUAUCUGUUCCUUCUGCAAAUCCUUGGAAAAGUCUCGAUUAUGCAUUCGGUAGUCUUGGAUAUCACCGUCGGGAGCCCUAGUUUUAUCGAUAUGGAUAUAUUUGAUCUUUGGAUAAAGGGCUAUUCAGCUGCCAAUUCAAUUUAAUUUAUACCGAACCUCUCGGUGCACAUUUGUGACGAAUGCAACCCAUCGUCUAAAUUUUACAGUCAAUGAAGUUCGGAGCGAAUUGACCAAGGACCCUUUGGCAGCGUCAUUUUCCCUAUCCUCGCGCAUGCUUGAGACGCACGUGUUCGACCAUUACGCGCAAUUUUCUUCACUUGAAACUGGGCUUCGCUCUCCGGACACCUUUAUGCAGUCAUGUGCCUAUCAACAGCUCCCCAUAUCUACUCGAAAGGCAUUGGUAGUCAAGUAUUACUCAGUUGAUGAGCGCUUGUUACGCGAACUAGUCGGGCGUAAAUUGUCUAGCAAAACACGCCGUGAGCUGUCUGACAUCGCCGAACGAUGCGAACUUCGUCUACCGAGUUGCAAGCGACAGUUUGACAAUCUACUUUUUGUCGCCCGUCGGACGGAAGACUUGCCUGGUCACUUGGUGGACAACAUCCAGUCGUUAUUUUUGCUCCCCACUGACCUCUCGGAAUCCUACGCUGCUGUUGUGUUUAUCACUACUAAUCGGUUCGAAGUCCUGAAGCGAAGCUUAUCGUACAUUACCUUCGCUGAUCUUACAUACUGUGCUGGUCAGUUGCUCUCGAAUUGGUGUGCAAUUGCCAAGGAACCGAAAGGCGAUGCUCCUUCUGGCGUUGAGUUGGAUUUGCAUUUUUUCCAUGAUCUUAAAGAAUGCAAGUUGCUAGCCGAGAAAAAGGAACUUUUGGAUCGUCAUCGCACCCUUGUUAUACGUGCAUUAAAUGAAACCAAGGAUGUUAAAAUCAUCAGCUCUUUGGAUACCAAUUUCAAGCAUAUUUCGAAAGCCGUGAUCACCAUUGCAUGUGGGCUUUCUCAGGCGAGAGAAACGCAGGACUUACUUGUGGAUAUUGUAGAGAAACUGGUUGAACCCAUGCGAGCCCUAUCGUGGCCCGCAAAAGAUGUCAAACAAUUCUUCGAAGCCUACGGAAAAAGCGCCACGCUACUCCCGCCUGCAAAACCCGAUUCGUUCCGAUCGGUGUGGAUGCGGUUCAUUGUUCCGUUCUCAAAUUGCGUUGAGCGCAUGUACCACUCAUGAAGUCGCCAGAUGUACAUAAAUCGGUUCUGCGUGGUGUGGAUUUGGCAGAUACAUGUGCGGCUACGAUCAUGCCUGCAUCCGAGCUCCAAUAUGUCCGUGGGAUCUCGUGUGAGCGACUCGGCAUCUAUCAAUUCCACGUACACCCACACACGCUGUUUUACAUACGAGACGUUUGACCUCCGCCAUCCGGCAAGACAGUUGCAUCGUCAGCGCACUUUUCCAAACAACUUACAUACAUAGCACCACUCCAGCACCCGGAUAAACAACUAUCCACUAGAUCAUCCAAUUUCUCAGAACUCGGUUCUAACACCGUCCAAUGUACACAAGUUUGUAAGCGUAUUUGAUUAAAGAAUCAAACAGAUUCUAUCUUAAACCAGCUAGAGGUAGGGUGCCUCGAACAAAAAACCCUCUCUCGGAACGGGUAGCCGGUGAGUAUCAACUGUCCUUUCCAUUCCGUCGCCAUUACUAGACAAAUCUAAGUAUUUCAGUCUUCACUACAUUUUUGUAUUCUGUUCACUUAUUACUAUUCUGGCAACGCGAAUUGUGGCAACUGGAUCCAAUCCACUUCGGAGCCCAGAUCAUAGUUGUUUAGCUGAACUGAUUUGAACCGGUGCAUAUUCAAAAGUAAACAGCACGAUAAAUUCCACAACGUUGUUACUGUCACUUGUUAUAAUGACCAAAACAAUGUGGGUUUAUUACAUUGCUUCACCAUUUUCGCAUCAUAAACACGUGGAUAGAGGAAGGGGAUCAGAAGAGUCGAG
Molecule: messenger RNA, 2016 nt
Organism: Dicrocoelium dendriticum
Lineage: Eukaryota; Metazoa; Platyhelminthes; Trematoda; Plagiorchiida; Dicrocoeliidae
Source: the annotation of a GenBank genome assembly